AUGGAAUUGUUGAAGGAGAAAGCAGUGAAUAAUGUUCAGGAAGUGUGUGCUCUUUGUGCUGAUACUAGUCAUAAAACUUUGGAGUGCCCCGCUUUGGCAAUAUAUCAGAAUGGUGAUGUAGAACAGCCUCAAGUGCAUUCAGCUGAAAAUCUUAAACCAGUGAAAGCAGUGAUCACACUUAGGAGUGGUCAACAUGUUGAGCGACCGGAUACUCUUGAACAAGCCGAACCAAGGCAGUCAGUUGAAGAUGAUUUUGAGUUUGAACAGCGCCCCAAGGUCUUGGAAGAUGCAACGGAAUCACCUAAGGCCAUUCAACAAAUUCCCUCUUAUGCCAAUUUCUUGAAGGAAAUAUGCACAGUGAAGAGGCAAUUGAAUGUAAAGAAAAAAGUCUUUUUAACGGAACAAGUUAGUGCGAUAAUUCAGCACGAGACCCCUCCAAAGUAUAAAGAUCUGGGCUCCCCUACAAUUUCCAUCAUGAUUGGUGAAUCCCGAAUUGCUAGAGCUUUGUUGGAUUUGGGCAGUAGUGUGAAUUUGUUGCCAUACUCAAUCUAUGAGCAACUUGAUUUGGGAGAAUUAAAGGCGACCACAAUGAUGCUCCACUUAGCUGAUAGAUCAAUUAAAAAGUCAAGAGGAGUUAUGGAAGAUGUGCUUGUGCAAGUUGACAGGUUUUACUAUCUAGGUUACUUUGUGAUUUUGGAUAUGCAUCAGUCAAGUGCCAACAAUUCUCAAGGUCCUGUCAUCCUUGGGAGGCCAUUUCUAGCUACAUUAAAUACUUUGAUCAAUUUUAGAAGCAACAUCCCAAAGGUCACUUUUGGGAACAUGGCGCUUGAGUUAAAUGUUUUCAACGCAUGCAAAAUGCCGAACCACUUUGACGACACAAGUGAGUUGAAUGCUAUGGAUGGUUUGAUGCCAACAGAAAUCAUUUGCUCAACCCUUCCCCUUUCAGAUGAUGAGUAUGUUUUUCAAGCUUCUGAAUUUUUGCUUAAUGAGGAAACUGACCUUGCUAAUGAAAAUUUUCUUGAGGUGUUAGAUUGUGUUGCAAAUUUUUCUUCACCACUAGAGGUACGAGCCACAAGUGCAAGAUGGUAG
Molecule: messenger RNA, 1089 nt
Organism: Carya illinoinensis
Lineage: Eukaryota; Viridiplantae; Streptophyta; Magnoliopsida; Fagales; Juglandaceae
Exons: 3
Coding region: 1-1089 (362 amino acids)
Source: RefSeq, a predicted model, not a curated record